This is a messenger RNA of Salvia miltiorrhiza (redroot sage), 1235 nucleotides long. RefSeq names its product tetraspanin-18. The record is from RefSeq and is a predicted model, not a curated record. The transcript is spliced from 6 exons. Gene Ontology annotation, cellular component: membrane. Bases 202 to 972 code for a protein of 256 amino acids. Lineage: Eukaryota; Viridiplantae; Streptophyta; Magnoliopsida; Lamiales; Lamiaceae.
AAUCCGAAAUCUUCUCUGCCUCUCUCUUUAAAAAAAAUUAAUAAACAUAAACAACAAAAGCAAAAAGCCGAAGACUCGUUCUAUUGAAUUGUAGCGCACUCGAACUUCAUACUCGAAAAGGAAUAUUUGUAGAGCAGAUUACUCAAAAGUCAAUUUUCCAAUUCUCGAAUCGCAUCCUUGAAAAUUUGAAGAGAAUCACAAAUGCGAACGCCAUGUUCCCACACCUUUCUAGCAUUCAUCCUCAAAUUCCUGAAUUUCCUCACCGCAUUUGUGGGUGUAGUCAUAAUUAUAUACUCUGCAUAUGUGCUUAAUCAAUUGCAGCACCACCAAAACCCAUUUCCUCCGCCGAAUCAAUCCGGAUUCCGCCCUAACUCCGGCGUCUUUAACCCGGACGAUGCGCUCAGCUCCAAUUUCACCUCCCUCCCAGCUCCUUGGUUUACAUAUGCGUUUAUGGGAAUCGGGAUUUUGACAUGUUUCAUCAGUUUUAUUGGAUUCAUUGGCGCGGAGGCCAUCAGCGGCUGUUGUCUUUGCUUUUAUGCCGUACUCACAACCAUAUUCAUUUUAUCUGAAGUGGGUUUGGUGACCUUCAUUGCUCUUGAUCACCAAUGGGAGAAGGAUAUCCCAUCUGAUCCCACUGGAGAAAUCGACACCCUGUGGACCUUUAUCAAAGAGAAUGCUGAUGUGUUUAUGUGGGUCGGCAUUGUAAUUGUUACUAUACAGGUCCUAUCUGUACUUCUUGCGAUUGUACUGAGAUCCUUGGUUUCUAGUGAGAAUGAAGACGACGAUAUUGAGGGAGAGUAUGGUUUCCGCAAGAGCACUAGGGAACCAUUGCUGAGUCCAUAUUCAGGCCAAGCAUCUGGUUCAACUAGAGGUGAUUCUGAUAUCUGGAGUUCAAGAAUGAGAGAAAAGUAUGGACUUAAUACCAGCAGUGACACAAAACCAAAAUUUGGUGAAUCCAAAAGCAUCAGCUGAUGUUACGAAGUGUCGGUGAGAAGCAAAUGAAGAGCAGUAGUGGUGUGUAUUUCCUCUGCGAUCAGCUUUAUAUGACAUUUAUUCUUUAUACUACUCCAUGAUUUAGUGAGCUCGGCGUAGAUAGGGUUUGUUCUCGCAGCUGCGUGGUGUAUAUUGAUCCAAGAAUUGUGUGGAUGACUACUGUCAUCGUUGUAGAAAAAGGAAGACAAAUUGUAACUUUUUAGUGUGCUUUUUGUUUUUCUGUGAAAAGUGUUGAGGACCAA